Molecule: messenger RNA, 1166 nt
Organism: Triticum dicoccoides
Lineage: Eukaryota; Viridiplantae; Streptophyta; Magnoliopsida; Poales; Poaceae
Exons: 5
Coding region: 52-1032 (326 amino acids)
Biological process (GO): protein peptidyl-prolyl isomerization
Molecular function (GO): peptidyl-prolyl cis-trans isomerase activity
Source: RefSeq, a predicted model, not a curated record
AGACGACGACGACUGGGCAAAAAUCCCUCCCCCUCUCCGCCGGCCAGCCCAAUGCCUCCCUCCGCGCUCCCCCUCCCGCUCCCCGCCGCCCUCCGCGGCGGCAGGCCGUCGGAUGCCCGCCGCCGGGGCCGCCUCUUCACCCUCGCGCUGGCCCUCCUCCUCGCGGCCCUCGCCCUCGCCGCCUACCUCUCCUCCCCCAGCGCCGCGCGACCGCUCGCCGCCGCGGAGGCCGGCCGGCGCUGCGGUGGAAUCCAGGGCCUCGAGCUCUGGGGCCCCGCGCUCAACUGGGGCUCCGGCCACCGCCUGCCCUCCGCCGCCGCCUGCUGCGCCGCCUGCAGGGCCCACCGCCGCUGCGACUCCUGGGUCUUCUGCGGGGACCGCCGCAGGUGCGGCAGCCGCUUCGGCGAGUGCUGGCUGAAGAAGCAGAACGAUGCCAUGGCCCCUGCUGUGAUCGCGAGGGGGGAGGAUGUCAUGUGGACCUCCGGCCUCGUCUUCGGAAAAUCGUCACAGGGGAUCGUGGGGCUGGAAACAAGUGCCGGCACGCUUCGCGUUCAAUUGCUGCCUGAUUGUGCACCCCAUUCUGUGGAUUACUUCAUCGAGCUGUUGCGCCUGCACAACUGCGCCGGAUGCAGAUUCUAUCGUGCCGAAGGCCGUGGGCACCUGUGGGACGCAAAAGGAGACCACGUAAAAAAUGCUGCAUUUGGUCCACCAUACGCGCUGCUGCAAGGGACACUGGAAGUCGACGGCGUGGCCUUCAAGGAGAUGCCGAAGGAAGGGUGCUCGACAGUGAGAAGGGGGUCCGUGGCGUGGAUCGGGUCAGGGCCGGAGUUCCUGAUCAGCCUGGCGGACCACGAGGAGUGGAGAGACGCCUACACGGUGUUCGGGUCCGUGGUGCCGGAGGACAUGGCCAUCGCCGAGGAGAUGGCGAUGCUCCCCACCAGCACAGACGUCUGGAGCGGUGUGACCGUCAGGCUGCUGAAGGACCCGGUGUAUAUCAAGGUGAAGAGGAGAAGCAACGCGACCGCCUACUGAGCUCGCCGGCGAUUUUGUUGUUCCUCUUCUUCUUUCACUUGAGAUGUCAAAAGAUAAGAACACAAAUUACAUGUCCAAAGGAAGAAAGAAAGAAAAAUAGAGGAGGUUUGGAAGAGAACUGUUACACCUGUGGA